Molecule: messenger RNA, 2229 nt
Organism: Alligator mississippiensis (American alligator)
Lineage: Eukaryota; Metazoa; Chordata; Crocodylia; Alligatoridae
Gene: MATN3
Product: matrilin 3
Exons: 8
Coding region: 36-1481 (481 amino acids)
Molecular function (GO): calcium ion binding
Source: RefSeq, a predicted model, not a curated record
GGGCUGGGCCGGGCAGGGCAGGGCAGGGCGGCACCAUGCAGCUCCCGCUCCCGCUCCGGCUCCUGGGCUGCCUCGCGCUGCUGCUGCCGCCGGGCUCCCCGGCCCCGGCCCCGGCCCCGGCCCAGCCCGCAGUGCAUACUUGCAAGAGCCGGCCCCUGGACCUUGUGUUUAUCAUAGACAGUUCUCGUAGUGUCCGAGUCGAGGAGUUUGAGAAGGUGAAAAUCUUCCUGUCAAAAAUGAUUGAUACUCUGGACGUAGGAGAAAGAGCCACCCGUGUGGCAGUCUUAAAUUAUGCCAGCACAGUCAACAUUGAGUUCCCCCUCCGGACCUAUUUCGACAAAGCCUCCAUGAAGGAAGCUGUGUCCCGCAUUGAACCCUUGUCUGCCGGCACAAUGACUGGCCUAGCCAUUCAGACAGCCAUGGAAGAAGUCUUUGCUGAAGAAGCAGGGGCUCGGCCAUCUUCUCUCAAUAUCCCCAAGGUAGCCAUCAUUGUGACAGACGGGCAUCCCCAGGACCAGGUGCAGGAGAUAGCAGAUAGAGCCCAGGCUUCUGGCAUCGAGAUCUACGCAGUUGGAGUAGGCCGGGCAGACAUCCAGUCCUUGAGGCUGAUGGCCAGUGAGCCACUGGAUGAACAUGUCUCUUAUGUGGAGACCUACGACGUGAUCGGAAAGUUGACAUCCAAAUUCAAGGAGACUUUUUGUGAUGUGGAUAUGUGUGCACUUGGGACCCAUGAUUGUGAGCAGGUCUGUGUCAGUACCAAUGGCUCCUAUACCUGUGACUGCUACGAAGGCUUCACCUUGAAUCCAGACAGGAAAUCUUGCUCCAGGGUUGAUGUAUGUGGACUCGGAACCCAUGACUGUGAGCAGGUCUGUGUGAAUGCUGACCGGUCCUUCAGAUGUGACUGCUACAAAGGCUACACCUUGAAUCCAGACAGGAAAACUUGCUCCAGAGUGGAUGUAUGCGCACUUGGAACCCACGACUGUGAGCAGCUCUGUGUGAAUGCAAACGGGUCCUUCAGAUGCGACUGCUACGAAGGCUAUACCUUGAAUCCAGAUAAGAAAACUUGCUCCAGGCCAAAUAUAUGUGCACUUGGAACCCACGAUUGCCAGCAGAUCUGUUUGAAUAUUGAUGGGUCCUACGGAUGUGACUGCUAUGAAGGCUACACCUUGAAUCCAGAUCGGAAAACUUGCUCCAGAGUGGAUGCGUGUGCACAGGGAUCCCAUGACUGCCAGCAAGUCUGUGUGAAUACUGAUGGUUCCUACAGCUGUGACUGCUACGAAGGCUUUACCUUAAAUCCGGAUAAGAAAACAUGCUCUAGAGUGACACCCAGCAGUCUGCUCACAACUGAAGAAUCAUGUAAGUGCGAAGCUCUGAUUACAUUCCAAAACACAAUCACCUCAUUCCUGGAGACACUAUCCACAAAACAUAUCCUUUUAUCCCACAUUAUCUUUUCAAUUGCUACUAUUUUAGAUAGUUCUUGAAUCAUUUUUUUCUAUAAAUCAAUAGGGGAAUGAACUUCAAAGCAGAUAGAUUUUUUGUUUAAUGAGGUUUUUGGAAGUGGUGAGUUGAACAAAGGACCUUUUGAAUACAACUGCAAGUUACAAUGUCUAUAUUUUAGUAUUCAUGUAAAGAAAUUAGAUGUAAAACAACUUAAUCAAUGCUAUUUAGGCCUAUUCUCUAACUUUAUAUAUUCAACUAAUGUGUCAUCUAACUCUGGUAUAUGCCAGCUCUGAUCACUUGUAGUUCUUAUACAUUAAAAAUAAUGUUUACAAUACAAUAAUACAUAUCCAGAUUUGUCUCUCCCAGCACUGCAAAGUAAUUACGACUUACAGUUGCAACAGUUUGAUCAGUUACAAUAAUUCUGCACCUUCAAAAUACCACUGAAUAUUAUGAUCAUAAAUAUCUGAUGAAAAAACAUUCACUGUCAGUUCACCUUAGAGCUUUUUCUUUGAGGAAUGCAUUGUUGAUCCAAAUUAUUAUUAUUUUUUAUAUAAGUACAGAGUUAUAUGAGACAUUUAACUAACAUGGGAGGAAGAUAAAUUAAGGUAUUGAAUUUUGUGGCACGGUAAUUAGCACCUGCCUGGGUAAGUAUUGUUAGAAACAGAGGCAGAUCUAGGAGGGGGAAGCAGGGGAACAUGGCUGAAACUUCUUCCCCUCAACUUUUUGGACUGGACCGCAUCAUGGGAGGUUCUGGGAACUAUUUUAAAGUUCCCAAAGUACACAAGAAUU